UUCCCUCUUUGAUUUGAUCAUCCCACUUGUGUUUUUGAUCUUUCGUGUUUUGACGCAACUUCGUUCUCAGUUUUCUGUAAUAUAUAUAUAUAUAUAUAUAUUUUGGUUUCUUGAGGCUUUUAUAUAACUUCACUUUGUCGCUCCCUAUCUGAAUCUCUCAAUCUACCCUGUUUGUUCUCUAGCUCCUGGGAAAGUGUCGAUAUAAUCCAGGUUCUGACGAGUGACGAGUUAACUUUCACCCUGUAUUAAGUCCCAGUUUCCCCUGUUUUUAAGCUCUGACUCUUCUAUUCCUUCCUGAUCUGAUCGACGAAAUGGCCAAAAAAACAAUAGAAUUGCUUAAAGGCUGUGCAUCAGCAGAAGAGAUAAUGGAAGUUCUGACAUCGGUGGCUUUGCAAUUGGGAGACGUAACAGAUGAUAUGGAUGCUUUACAGAUUGUGCCUUUGAAGGGAGCCAUGACCAAUGAGGUCUUCCAGAUAAACUGGCCAACCAGAAAUGGUGAUUCCCUUAGAAAAGUUCUGGUUCGAUUGUAUGGUGAAGGUGUUGAAAUUUUCUUCAAUAGAGAAGAAGAAGUUCGGACAUUCGAGUGCGUCUCCCAGCACGGCCAUGGUCCCCGCCUUCUCGGCCGGUUCUCCACCGGUCGGGUCGAGGAGUUCAUCCAUGCUAGAACACUCUCAGCUGCUGACCUACGAGACCCGGAAAUAUCAGCUUUAAUAGCAUCUAAGAUGAGGGAGUUCCAUAAUCUUCAUAUGCCGGGUCCAAUGAAAGUUCAACUUUGGCAGAGGAUGAGGAACUGGCUCAGUCAGGCCAAACGUUUGUGUUCCUCAAAGGAUAUCAAGAAAUUUGGGUUGAAAUAUCUUGAUGAGGAACUAAAUGUCCUGGAGACAUCAUCUGAAAGGUGUCAAGAGAUCGGUUUCUGUCACAACGACCUACAAUAUGGUAACAUAAUGAUGGAUGAGGAAACCAGAUCAAUCACUAUAAUUGAUUAUGAAUAUGCAAGUUACAAUCCUAUUGCAUAUGACCUGGCAAAUCACUUUUGUGAAAUGGCAGCAAAUUACCACACUGACACGCCUCAUGUGCUGGACUACAGUAAAUAUCCAAAUUUGGAGGAGCGCAAAAGAUUUGUUCGCAGUUAUUUAAGUUCUGGAGGCAAGAAACCAAGUGAUGAAGAAGUGGAGCAAUUAGUGGAAGAUGUAGAAAAAUACACUCUUGCAAACCAUCUUUUUUGGGGCUUGUGGGGGCUUAUUUCGAGUUAUGUCAAUAAAAUUGACUUCGACUACAGAGAGUAUGCAAGUCAGAGGUUUAGGCAAUACUGGUUGAGGAAGCAUAUUCUGUUGGACACAACUCACUCCGCAACAUGUAUGGAUUUGUGAAUAGAGAAGUCUGCUUAUGUCUUUAAUACGUUAGUCAUUUUUAAGCUUAGCAUUGUAUUUGAUGAAUGAUAGAGGAACUGUAAAGGGCAUGAUUUUCAGUAUCUGUAUAUGAUACACGCUCACACACACACAUAUGUAUGUAUGUAUGUGUGUGUGUAUAUAUAUAUAUAUAUAAUCAGCAAUGAGUGAUGUUUUGUUUAGUUUUUA
Molecule: messenger RNA, 1577 nt
Organism: Prosopis cineraria
Lineage: Eukaryota; Viridiplantae; Streptophyta; Magnoliopsida; Fabales; Fabaceae
Product: probable choline kinase 1
Exons: 8
Coding region: 312-1370 (352 amino acids)
Biological process (GO): phosphatidylcholine biosynthetic process; phosphatidylethanolamine biosynthetic process
Cellular component (GO): cytoplasm
Molecular function (GO): choline kinase activity; ethanolamine kinase activity
Source: RefSeq, a predicted model, not a curated record